UAUUGCAUUCGUUGCGAUUCCCGAUUCAAUCCGGUUUCGCAAGAAUCUGCACAGCCCUAUUAGAAACACUUAAUUACUUAGAAAGACAGUGAUUCGUAGUGAUAAUUCACUUUCGUACUGAUUAUUAUUUUACAAAAAAGCGAAAAAAAAAAAUCUUCUGGGUAAAUGCAAAACUGAGUCGAGUGAGCUUUCCACGCCGGGCGGUUAUGAGUUGCUAUCGUGUGUCUUCCUGUGAAACCCGAAGCAAGAUUGGAGGAGAAAGGAGAGAGAUAGAGUAGGGUAAGGAGCAUGGGGGAUCUGUUUGUAUGGCUCAUAUCGUUCUUCUUCCUUGUAGCCCUAAUAGUCAUCCUCGUCUUCCAGCUCAUGUGCUUAGCAGAUUUGGAGUUUGAUUAUAUCAAUCCUUAUGACUCCUCAUCUCGGAUAAACAAAGUUAUAUUGCCGGAGUAUGUAACCGAAGGAGUUUUAUGCUUGUUAUAUCUCCUAACCGGGCAUUGGUUUAUGUCACUAUUGUGUGUUCCAUACCUUUACUACAAUGCGAGGCUUUACACACGAAGGCAGCAUCUGGUAGAUGUGACUGAGAUAUUCAACUUGCUUCACUGGGAAAAGAAGCAGCGACUUUUCAAACUCUUCUAUCUCAUUUUUCUCCUCUUUCUGACAAUUUUCUGGAUGAUUUUUACUGCAUUGGAAGACCAUGACAUUGAAUAGUUGGGUGCUCACAUGCGUCACUGUGAUAUUCAAUGGGAGUGCUGGUUUCCAUAAACUACCGGCAUGUAUGCAUGAUUAGGACAAGGUGGUCUGCUGUAAUUGAUAUAGUUCACGUUCCAGGAUUAAGUGAUCAUAAGAUUUUCCGUUGAUUUAUUAAAUUAUAGUUUAAGAGGCUGUACAUUUCUUGGCCUUUGGCUAAUGUGAAAUGCUUUUGAGGGUUUCUAUUCAGUUCAUUUAUCUCUUC
Molecule: messenger RNA, 949 nt
Organism: Hevea brasiliensis (rubber tree)
Lineage: Eukaryota; Viridiplantae; Streptophyta; Magnoliopsida; Malpighiales; Euphorbiaceae
Product: protein cornichon homolog 4
Exons: 4
Coding region: 289-705 (138 amino acids)
Biological process (GO): vesicle-mediated transport
Source: RefSeq, a predicted model, not a curated record